Molecule: messenger RNA, 2049 nt
Organism: Pungitius pungitius (ninespine stickleback)
Lineage: Eukaryota; Metazoa; Chordata; Actinopteri; Perciformes; Gasterosteidae
Gene: il11a
Product: interleukin 11a
Exons: 5
Coding region: 127-729 (200 amino acids)
Biological process (GO): positive regulation of cell population proliferation; positive regulation of MAPK cascade
Cellular component (GO): cytoplasm
Molecular function (GO): growth factor activity; cytokine activity
Source: RefSeq, a predicted model, not a curated record
GAAGAUUGCGAAGAAGAAACCGGAGCACGUGACCGUUUCCGGAGUUCCAUUUAUUUAUUAUUUUCCUAUUUAUUUAUUAGCCACCGUUUGUUUGCUGGUUUACCUGUCCCGUGGAGCCGACCAAAUAUGAAAUUGCUGCUCAACUCCUCCCGCUCGCUCCUCUUCUCGCUGCUGCUGGCUCAGCUUCCCGCGUUCACGAAUGCCUCGCCACUGCCGCAGCGGCGACCGACCGACAUGGACAGACUGUCCAAUCAGACCAAAAAUCUGAUGAAGCUCACCCAAGAACUGCUGAAGGAGCAUGCCUUCGACUCAGAUGUGGAGCCCCACCGGUUCAGAUCCCUGCCAGAAAUGAGCAACAGAUCAGCCAAUGACCUCAACAAUCUUGAGCUGAAGCCCACACUCUCACAGCUGCAUGCUGACUUGAAGCUGUAUGAGCACCACUUUGAGUGGUUGAACAAGGUUUCAAAGAAGCACCACCACCCUGCACUGCCCAAGCUGUCGGAGAUGAUCAGAGAAAUGAAAUCUCUCAUUUUUUUGCUGCACCGUCAGAUGGUGAGAGUUGAUGCCCCGAAGGUAACUCAGGCAACCCCCUCCCUCCCACCUCACCUGCCCUAUCAGUUUGAUGUCCUGCAGUCCAGCCAUGAGCUCCUUCAACACUUCAAGCUUUUCUGUGAUUGGGCGUACCGAGCAUUCAUCAGCCUCAAGCCCAAAGCCCCUCCAGUACAAUGACGAUCCAAGCUCAUUCAUUAUUUUCCUCCUAACUACACGGCGGCAGAGCCAGUGAUGAUACGUGGAGCCGUGCCUCGGCCAAUAGGGGAAUUAGGACCACGUCAGUGUGCACUGUAUUCAACAGCAUCCCUUAAGAGGCCAAAUUUCAACCAAUGAUGUUUGUGUUGCGGAAUGAGUUUUCAUCAUAGCCAAUACGGAUGUGCAAUACUGCAACCAGUUACAACAUCAAGAUUCCUGCUAAAGCAAACUGCCAGAUUAACUAGAAAGAUCAUGUCCCAAGUCCCCAAACUGUCUCCUAAAGGCCUUCCCCAUGGCCUGGUUAUUUAUAUAUUUAUUUAUUUAUUGACUGUUGGUAAUUUAUUUGAUUUUAUUUAUUUGAAGUUGUCAUGUGUCACUCAAAUCUUUGUUUUUGUGUUAACGUGAAUUUAUUUGCCCACAUUUCUGUAAUCUUUCUUUUUGUCUUGUGUCUCACUGAUCGACUCUCAAGAAAAACACGGUAGCACUUCCUUGCUUUUGUUCAGACUAACUUAAUCUACUUCGCAUUUGUGUAUUUCUUUAGCCAAUAAUUCCUCCAGUUGAAGUAGCUCACAUGCGGUACAGCCCAUUCUUUCCCAAUCUAUCACUUACAGUGCCUGUAAAUUAAAGAUUUCAGAAGAUGUUAAUGUUAUCUCCUGACCUUGAUAAAUAACAUAUCAAUUGAAAAUGUCAACGUGGUUGUCGAAGAGAAGUAAAUAUUCUCUCUUGCCUGUUUCUCAUGCGUUGUGGUACACUUGUAUGAAUAUGCCCUGUUGCUGAACACUGAUGGACCUGAUUAAAUUCUUUGCACAAACUUGUCAGGAUUAGCCUCUUGGGUGAGUGAGAUGGCUAAUUUUGAACUUGGGCUUUAGGGUAGAAAAGUUUGUAUUUGUUAGUUCAACACCCAACGCCUUAAAAAUACUAUGUAUUGUGACACUAUGUUCUUAGUGUGUACAUAAGUGUAAAGGAAUGUAAAUGGUUGCAUACAGUGCUUCUGUGUUUAUUAUAUUGUAAUAUAUAAUUAUUUUUAAUUACUUUACCAAUUUUCACUAUCCUUUUUCUUUUCUAUUGUAGUAUGUGUUACAGUAUUGACUAUUUAUUUAAGUAACUUGGUGGAACUAUUUAUUUUGUGCUGGAGUGGAGCAAUUCUCCUAUCUUUUUGUACUUUUAUACAGUUUUUAAUCGUAUUCACGAAUAUCAUACCAUCAUGUUUAAAUUAUUGUUGUUACAUCAAGAUGCCUCUUCCACACCCUCAUUGUACUCAAUGUGAAAUAUGUGCCUUGGUGAAAUAAAUACUAAAGAAUG